GGGGAGGCUGGGGGAACGAGGUGUGCGCUGCUGCGCAGGCGCGGUGGUCGGACGACAGACCGUGUGUUUCCAAAAUGGCGGCAGCGAUGGAUGUGGAUACCCCGAGCGGCACCAACAGCGGCGCGGGCAAGAAGCGCUUUGAAGUGAAAAAGUGGAAUGCAGUAGCCCUCUGGGCCUGGGAUAUUGUGGUUGAUAACUGUGCCAUCUGCAGGAACCACAUUAUGGAUCUUUGCAUAGAAUGUCAAGCUAACCAGGCGUCUGCUACUUCAGAAGAAUGUACCGUCGCAUGGGGAGUCUGUAACCAUGCUUUUCACUUCCACUGCAUCUCUCGCUGGCUCAAAACACGACAGGUGUGUCCAUUGGACAACAGAGAGUGGGAAUUCCAAAAGUAUGGGCACUAGGAAAAGACUUCUUCCAUCAAGCUUAAUUGUUUUGUUAUUCAUUUAAUGACUUUCCCUGCUGUUACCUAAUUACAGAUUAGAUGGAACCGUGUUUUUUCUGCUUUGUUUUUUCAGUUUGCUGUUUCUGUAGCCAUAUUGUAUUCUGUGUCAAAUAAAGUCCAGUUGGAUUCUAGAA
Molecule: messenger RNA, 576 nt
Organism: Chlorocebus sabaeus (green monkey)
Lineage: Eukaryota; Metazoa; Chordata; Mammalia; Primates; Cercopithecidae
Gene: RBX1
Product: ring-box 1
Molecular function (GO): zinc ion binding
Source: RefSeq, a predicted model, not a curated record